AUACUUCUUUGCUGCAUGCUCAUGACUGUUGUUUUACUUUUAUUCGCUUAUGUAACACUGGAUAACUUCGGAAGGUUGACAAUAAUCACAUAUUUUCUGGGAUAUUUAAGAAACAAGUGGGAGACCAACCAAAAAUUCAGAGGGCCUGGCAACUAAAGUGUAACACAGUAAAAUACACACUACCCUUAUCCAAAGUAUUUGUUGUCUGAAUGUUGGUACCGUAGAUGUGGUUAUACUUGAGGCUCAGAAACACGGAAGAAAAGCAGCUGAGUGAAUGACAUAUAAAAUUGUUUCUCAAUACAUUGUCAUUUUGCCAUGUUAAAAGGUUUCGAACUUGACUAUGCUAGUAAUAAGAAACCAUGAAUGACAUUUUCGGUAGGGAAUAAGUGAUUUACGUGAUAUUAGCCGCAGAUUUAAGGGGCGGAAAUGCACAAUCAAAAUUGUUUUCCACGUCAGAGAUGGUCAUUGCCAAAGGACCAAGAAAGGAAUUUUGUUGCAGCCUUUUUUCACAUGGCUACAAUUGCUUUGACUUGCACUUCUCUUGCUCAGCUCGGAUGGUUUAGAAUUCGAGGCAGUAUCUGUUCUCCUCAUUUAGCUGUGUAUCAGUUUUUCAGUGCUGAUUAUCCAAGUGAACCGGAGCGAGACUACACAUUCAGUGAAUUUUCACCACCUGUAACUAUUCAGUAUUACCCUCAGAAAGAGACACCACGGUGUAUGAAUCAAGAAAUAGCUAAUUUGAUGAGGACCGUUAUUUUAUUGUGUUUCAUGGCUAUGUCAUCCUCUCUUCUGGGUUUCUUCCUGGAUAUAAUUGGGCCAACAAGCAAAAUACUGCGCACAAUCAGAAGAAAUGCAAUUCCAAGCAUUUUCACGGUUAUUUGUGUAGUUGCCAUUAUUGGACUGUGCUAUUAUAUCACAACGUUACUGCAGAGAGUAAUUCAAAAUUCCAACCCGGAAAGGGAAGUGAAAGUUGCUUACGAGUAUGGUUGUUACACCAUCACAGCAGCAGGUGUGGUUGCAGUAUUUGCAACAGCAAGUAAUCUCCUCCAGUAUUACUCGCCAAAUGAAGACACAGAGCGUCAGAGAAUCUUUGGCGAUUGGGAUGGGCUGGAAACAUUCUCAGUUGGAGGGUGGGGCAGGGGCACUCCACUAGAAAGCAUCCCACCUCCACCACCGUACUCUCCAUAAAUUGAUGUGGAACAGUCCUUAAAACAUCCUGUGAUACUUGCUUUAUAUUUUAUGUAGCUCAUUAAAUAGUCCUAAACCAUAUGUGCGUACGCGUGUAGUACUUACAGUGACUUGGUCGUUAAGUGUUGUAGGAGAAUAGCUUUGUUGAAUGUUAUGUGAAAUUUUGUUAUUAUUGUUUUUCAAAAAGCUUUUCCAUUACAAACAGUACACAGAUCUCAGUGUACAAAAACAUAUACUUGCUUGUAUUCCAUUGUAAACCACGGCAUAUUUUUAUCUAAAUGCAACUCAUCCUUGUGCAUAUCACCAUUAACUGUUACUACUUUUUUUUGUUAAAUAUGUGCUUAGAUUAAGUUUUAGUAGGUGUAUGUCUAAGAGAAGAGACUGUAUUUCAUUGCACUAUCUGCAUCUGAACAUUUCUUUAAAAAAUUUCUUACCAAAUUCUAUUUUAAGAAAAUUUUUGAGUAUCUGUUUGUGUCCUUUGUGUAUGAUCUCCAGCACAAAAGCGGUUGAUUUAUUUUUAUUUUUAGACAUGUUUAAAUACAAUGUGCUUGAUUUCAUAAUAAAUAAUCUAUUACAUGAAUGUUAUGUGGGAACUAAACAGUUUAUCAGUGGUUUUAAGAUGGUACAUUGAUGGUACAAUAAUGAUAAAUGAAAUGAGGCACCACAGGCUUGUUUGAUUAUUAUAUCUCAGGAAUACAGUAAAACAAAGUUCAAACCACUACUUGUUUUAUAACAACAAUUCUGAAAGUGUAACAUUUGGAAUAUUAGAGGUUAUAGAUCAUUGUGAAUAACAUGGGCUCAGAGAAAUUUCUGCUUUCUACUGUGUGAACAGAAUUGAUGGAUGAAGUGAAACAUAGUUUUAACGAACACAGGAAACAUAAGUUGCAGGUUUAAAUAGUUUUAUAUCUAUAAAUCUAUUAAAUGCCUAGGUGUAUGUGCAUGUACGCAUGGAGAGUUGUAUAUUGUGGCUUAGAGAAAAAUAACAAAAAGUGGUUGACUAAAAGAUAGUUUGUAUGAGAGAUGUCCCUAAAUUUUUGUUUUGUUUGGGACACUUUAUAGUGUCUUGCCCCCUGCAGUUCUUUAUGCAUUAAGAAUUAUGAUUAAUUCGCCAUCACAGUGCAGUUCAUUUCGUGGUGUGGUAUCAGUGAGAGGGAGUUGUUUCAGUACUCGGCACAGAUAGUGAAUACAGGAGUAACUAGAACCUUUCACUUCAAAUAUCAUUAUUAUUUUUUAGUAUUACAAAUGGAUAAGGGGCAUAGUCAUCUUGGGAAUACAGAAGACAAUAAUUUAAUGACAAAAUGCCAUAUAUUAUUAGCCACAGUAAGACUAAAAUGAACUAUUCUAUUCAUGUUGUUUUGCACCUUGUUCCGUAGCCUGCAAACAGUUUGAUUUGUUUAACAAAACUGACUGUACUAAAUUUGAAAUAACACUGUUGUAACUCCAGGCACAUACUUAACUGGGUUGGACAGGAGUUAGCCAUUAACUUGUCAGAAGAUAGUCAGAAUGAUGAUUUGAAAUUGAUCCUUGAUAAUAAUGCAGUUGAUUAUUGGUAUAUUUACAAUUUUCUUUCACCAACUCUAUAACUGUGUUACUUCCCUACUGACUGUACACUUAUUGCAAGGUAAAAUGUCAGUUAAUGGAUGAAAAUAAUUUGUUGCCCUAGCUAAGUGACACACAGUGGUGAUAAAGAGUUUUAGUGAUUGUACAAUUUCUUGUGCUAAAUAUUUACAUUCUGUUUCAUGCAGGCCAGACAUUCGGUAAUUUCUGUGUUAUGUUUUGCUGCAGUGUUUCUGAUUCAUCUGACUUAGUGUAUAUUUUUCCAUUCCAUGUGGUGAUUUUUAGUGAAACUUGUCAUCUUCAAGUGUGUCAAGUUUCCAAACAAAAAUUUCAAUCAUCUGCCUUUGAGAAAGUUUAUAGUGUAUUGCAGAAUUUCUUUGAAAAUUUGUAUAAAAAGGGACAAUGAUGGUUCAAUAGUUAUGAAACUAUGCUGUGUACCGCAAGUGGCUCUUUGGGUGUUAAAUUGUCUUUUUCUGUCCUGUUAGAUUGCAUCAAGUUUUCAUCUGGCAAUACGUUGAGUGAAUUAAGAAAGUUGGUUAGUGGUUCAGAUUUGAUAUUAAACUAUGAGCCAUCUUAAACUGUUCAAGUCAGAUGAUUCUCAAAUCGGAGCAAGAUAAGAGUUUGUCAUCUCCAGUAUAAUAAUCCCUUCAGCCUUCAAUGUAUUUGAAAUGAGACAAUGUUAAUUACAGCAUGUUUCACAUUAUGUUCAGUUUUGUGUUGUGUAUAGUUAUUCAAAUAAAAUCAUGAACAACAAUAAUUUUUUUGACAAAGGCAUCUGCUUUUCAAACUGUAGCAGAACAGGGUGGGGAAAGAGGGCGGGGGUGGGGGGGUUAAGAGAUUGACUCCUAAGGUGCUGCAAUUUUCUGAAGUUCCUUUAUCAGAUUAACAAUGGAGAACAGGAAGUAGAAGAUACUGACAUGCAUGAUACAGGAUUUCUAAAUCUUUUCCUUCACUGUGGACUCUGCAUAUACCUUUCUUUUGGUGUCCUCUGCCUUUGUACUGACAACAAAUUAAGUAAAAUUACAAUUGCAGGAAAUUAAACGUGUUUUUAAAUUUGUGUUACACAGCUCAGCUCCAUUUAUUUUCAAUCCAGUGUUUGGAAAGUGGACACACUGCUUAUGUUACUACCAUUAACAAUUUAUUGGUACAUCAUAAAAACUUGUAAUUGCUAAAUCUGAACUGAAAUAAAAUAUUUUGCUAGAGGUGUUAAAUUGUCUGCAAUGCAUUAUUAUUCUUUACUGGAAUAAAGUAAUGAUAUACUUUGCAUAUAUCCACAAUUCUGCAGCUGGGAAAGAAUAAUAUUGUUGAAAUUCUGUUUUGUAAGUGCCAUAUAAUUAAUUCCUCUGAAUAUAAUUUAAUAACAAAAUCUGUACAAGUAUUUUGCUUAUUAUUCAGUAUUAUUUUGUAUCUGGCCUGUUAUUUAACUUCUUGCCUGUGAUAUCAUGGUGAUAAAUUGUUUUAUUGUUGUAUUUUUCCUUAAAGAUUCAUUGAUUGCUUUUUCAUGGACUGCAUUUUUGUAAAUUUUGUACAGUAUCAUAAUAUUUCUGCAGCCACUCUUCAAACAAUGUAUGUAGAGGUACAGAGUUGCCUAAAGUAGUCUCUCAAAUCCUGCAAUAGUUAAACCCUUGACUUGUACAAUGUUAUAAUUACCUGGACAUUCUAUGUAAUGGUGUGUUGUAUUUUAGGAGGAAGAUGAUCAUUUGUGAAUAUCAUGUUUUCUAUUAAUGUUAUAAAAAUUGCCUGUAGAAUGUAAAGGUGCCCUUUGCCACUGAGCAUUCGUUAACUGUUGUGUUAUUGAUGUUACAGUAUAGCUAGUGUUGUUAUUUUUAGUGUUUGUUCUCCGUUGUACAGUCCAGACAACACUGUUUUUUAAAGAGACAUUUAUGUGUUGUAAACAUUGUUACUGCUACCAUUAACAUUUAUUGAAGUAAUAUUUACCUCUGCAACAUCCAUCCUGUAAAGUUGUUGAGCCAGAAAAUAUUUUAUCUGAAUUAUAUUUUUGAAAAUGUCUUGUACAUAUUUUAUGCAAUGUAUCAUUAAAUAUUACAAAAUAUUUUGCUCA
Schistocerca gregaria is the source of this 4804-nucleotide messenger RNA. RefSeq names its product transmembrane protein 127-like. Bases 427 to 1185 code for a protein of 252 amino acids. Gene Ontology annotation, cellular component: membrane. Gene Ontology annotation, biological process: negative regulation of TOR signaling; negative regulation of cell population proliferation. NCBI's taxonomy places the organism in Eukaryota, Metazoa, Arthropoda, Insecta, Orthoptera, Acrididae. The record is from RefSeq and is a predicted model, not a curated record. The transcript is spliced from 5 exons.